AUGUACAUAGGCGAGCGCAUCGCGGAGCGGGAGCAGUGGGCGGCCUCGACUACCCGUCCUUUCGUUCGGCGGCGGCUGGCGCGGCCCCACAAGGAUGGCAGUGCUGGCAAAGACCUCCAAGUGCCAGCGCCCGUCGGUGAGAGCGGCGGAGUGCGCAGGCGCUGCGCGGAGGGACGCGAGCUGACCAGGGACGCGAGCGAGUGCGGGUAUCCGAUGAGCUGUCUGGGUUGUGGCUGCGUGAUGCCAGACGACGUAUACAUGUUUCUCUGUGCGUCGGAAGAUUGCGAUGAUUGCUUCUGUGUGAAAUGCGCGCAUUUCAGGUUUCAGCAUCGAUGA
Messenger RNA from Prorocentrum cordatum, 336 nucleotides. The record is from the annotation of a GenBank genome assembly. NCBI's taxonomy places the organism in Eukaryota, Dinophyceae, Prorocentrales, Prorocentraceae.